CGCUAGGCCAGCCGGCACGUUGACAAAAGCCGGAGAAUCAAUCCGCAUUAACGACAUCUACUGUGCUGGCAAAGCUAGAAGGAUCCGCGGCUUUUGACUUUAGCAUCUAGACCCCGCCUCACUGACGGGGAGGGCGUAUGCCUGCUGGAGUCCGGUCUGGACUGGAGGUUUUAACGCGAGCUAACGUUCGAUAGCAAUAGCGCUAGCUUUUUCCCGGAGCGAGAGCGAUGCGCGGUCAGAGAUAAAACAAGGGGCGUUCGAUUUGACACAAAAUCCUUGUUUUGCCUCGGUAUCCCUGGACGGUAAGAUUAAUUUAUUAACAUGUCAGUCCUCGCUCUGCAAGAAUACGAAUUUGAAAGGCAGUUCAACGAGAACGAAGCCAUCCAAUGGAUGCAGGAAAACUGGAAGAAGUCCUUCCUCUACUCGGCCCUGUACGCGGCCUGCAUUCUGGGGGGCCGGAGGCUGAUGAAGCAGAGGGAGAAGUUUGAGCUGCGGAAGCCCCUGGUGCUCUGGUCCCUCUCCCUCGCCGUCUUCAGCAUAUUCGGCGCCAUUCGCACCGGAGGGUACAUGGUGUUCAUCCUGAUGACCAAAGGGCUGAAGCAGUCUGUCUGCGACCAGAGCUUCUACAACGGGCCCGUCAGCAAAUUCUGGGCCUACGCCUUCGUGCUCAGCAAGGCCCCGGAGCUGGGAGACACGCUGUUCAUCGUCCUGAGGAAACAGAAGCUCAUCUUCCUGCACUGGUACCACCACAUCACGGUCCUGCUCUACUCCUGGUACUCCUACAAGGACAUGGUCGCCGGGGGCGGCUGGUUCAUGACCAUGAACUACCUGGUGCACGCGGUCAUGUACUCCUACUACGCCCUGCGGGCGGCGGGCUUCCGCGUGUCGCGCAAGUUCGCCAUGUUCGUGACGGCCACGCAGAUCGCCCAGAUGGCGGUGGGCUGCCUGGUGAACGGCCUGGUCUUCUCCUGGAUGCAGCAGGGCCAGGAGUGCCCGUCGCACGUGCAGAACAUCGUCUGGUCCUCGCUCAUGUACCUCAGCUACUUCGUGCUCUUCUGCCAGUUCUUCCGCGAGGCCUACGGGCGCAAGGCCCGGCAGGCCGCCGAGAGGAAGGGCCUGUAAUGGUGGGCGGGGCCGAGGCGGGCCG
Anguilla rostrata (American eel) is the source of this 1147-nucleotide messenger RNA. RefSeq names its product ELOVL fatty acid elongase 6 (gene elovl6). Gene Ontology annotation, molecular function: fatty acid elongase activity. The record is from RefSeq and is a predicted model, not a curated record. The coding region runs from base 322 to 1122 and encodes 266 amino acids. NCBI's taxonomy places the organism in Eukaryota, Metazoa, Chordata, Actinopteri, Anguilliformes, Anguillidae. Gene Ontology annotation, cellular component: endoplasmic reticulum; endoplasmic reticulum membrane. Gene Ontology annotation, biological process: fatty acid elongation, monounsaturated fatty acid; fatty acid elongation, polyunsaturated fatty acid; fatty acid elongation, saturated fatty acid. The transcript is spliced from 4 exons.